AUGGAUCUCAAAGCAAUCUGUGUACUCUCCGUCAUCCUCAUCGUAGCCCUCAGCACCUUGGCAGAGGGAAAAGCACCACCAACAAGAUGCCAAUGUAAAACAGUCCCCAAGGAACGAAAGAACUGCGGAUACCCAGGAAUCUCAGCAGUGGAGUGCAAGAAAGCUGGGUGCUGCUUCAACGCUUCAGUCCCUGGCGUUCCCUGGUGCUUUGCUCCUAAACCAAAGAAAGUUAAGAAAGUAUGUCCCAACGACCCUUACACCAGGAUAAACUGCGGCUUCCCGGGCAUCACUGCUAAGGAGUGCGAGAAGAGGGGAUGCUGCUUCAGGGCACGUCCCGCUGGGGUCCCCUGGUGCUUCUACCGGCGUGUGGUGGAGGAAGCUUGUUAAAGGAAAAGCUUCCAACAAGAACCUUGUGAUCUUUGGACCUACUCCAAUGGGAAACAACAGCAGAGGUC
Molecule: messenger RNA, 455 nt
Organism: Calypte anna (Anna's hummingbird)
Lineage: Eukaryota; Metazoa; Chordata; Aves; Apodiformes; Trochilidae
Product: trefoil factor 1
Exons: 4
Coding region: 1-387 (128 amino acids)
Biological process (GO): maintenance of gastrointestinal epithelium
Source: RefSeq, a predicted model, not a curated record